Neurospora tetrasperma FGSC 2508 is the source of this 685-nucleotide messenger RNA. RefSeq lists its product as uncharacterized. The coding region runs from base 61 to 516 and encodes 151 amino acids. Lineage: Eukaryota; Fungi; Ascomycota; Sordariomycetes; Sordariales; Sordariaceae. The record is from RefSeq and is a predicted model, not a curated record. The transcript has 2 exons.
CACUUUAUCACUCCAAGCUAUCAACAACACCACUUCUUUACGUCUACACCAAACCUCAAAAUGUCCGCCAGCGACGCAACCGCCAAGAUCUUCUUCUCCUCUCCCAAGUUCGCCGUAGUCGGCGCCAGCACUAACACGGAGAAGUUCGGUUACAAAGUCUUCAAAUGGUACGCAGACCGUGAUCUCCCCGCCACGCCCAUCAACCCUCAAGGCGCCACCCUCACCGUCAACGGGCAACCCUACCCAGCCAUCAAGUCCCUUUCGGAGCUCGAGGACCCCAAGGAAACUUCGGUUUCUAUCAUUACUGGUCCCGCCAUCACGCUCAAGACGCUCCAGGAGGCCAAGGAGCUCGGCGUGCCUGCUGUCUGGCUCCAGCCGGGAACUUUCAAUGAUGAGGUGUUGGCAUAUGCGAAUGAGAAUUUCCAGGCGGUCGUGGCUGGGAAGGGAGGCUGGGGAGGGGAGGGGUGGUGUGUGUUGGUUGAUGGGGAGAGAAGUCUGGCUGCUGCUAGGUUGUAGAUAGAUGUCAGGCCUCUUUGUAGAGAGGUAACCUAAGGGAGGUUGAAGGGCUGAAAGGUGGGUGAUGAGGUUAUGAUGGUCUUUUUCUGUUAGUUUUCGUGUCUGAUGAUGGGGCUUGGGGCUCGGUAAACAUAUGUACAAUGCAGCAUUGAUUUGUUUGCUUGUCGAG